This is a messenger RNA of Cuscuta epithymum, 3280 nucleotides long. NCBI's taxonomy places the organism in Eukaryota, Viridiplantae, Streptophyta, Magnoliopsida, Solanales, Convolvulaceae. The record is from the annotation of a GenBank genome assembly.
CUGGGAUUGUAAAUGGUGAAGUACGGAGCAAGACUUUUCGUAAUUUUCCCACCCUAAAACCCAUUAGGAACAUAUUCUUCUCUUCAUUUUCAGGCCGCAGCUAAGCCAAGUCGCGAGGUUUCCCUCCACAUUAGCCACCGUAAACCACCGAACCCGGACUGCCAAACACGCUGUCGCCGUCGGCACUGCCAUGCCGACUUUUACCAGCAUCGCUCUUGAGAACCUACUCGAACCGCGCCUUCGAGAUUCGCACCAAAAGCCUUUGUCCUCAGAGCAAAUCACGAUAUCGCCGCGCGGCACCAACGGCGGGACUGCUAAGGAUGAAGCCGGGUUAGAAGGGGCGGAGAAUACGAAGCAUCAACCUCUGAAUCACUAUUGCAUAUCUCCGGCUCUGUAUAUAACGUCGGACCCUACACCGAUUCCCGAUGCCUCAUCUGGGUCCGUUUCGCCCUCUCCCUAUGUGGCCAAUCGCAAGAGGCGCAGCGGAGGGAAUAUGGCCAACCGGAAAAUAGACGAAUUUGAUGAUUCGGAAAGGAAGGAAGGUGAGAAGGACGACGAACAGAAUGAAUCGACUUUCCAGGUUAGGGAUACUAUGGAAGCGGAAGCCAUGGAGGAUUUAGUAUUUGGUACUCCGGAGGUAAGCGCAGAUCGAAUCAAGGGGCUCGAGCUAAGGGAUGGAGUGUAUUUAAAUCCGAAGUGUGAUGUAUUACUUGUAGGAAGUGCGAAUGAGACGGUAGAACUCGAUUCCCAGAGCUUUGCAUCUACCCAAGGAGACUUUUUCGAUGCAAAUGAAGGUGAACUGUUCUUACCCCUUGAGAAGAUAUACAUAAUUUUAUGUUUUAACAUCUUCUGCUUGUCUUAUGGUACUGAAACUUAUUGGCGUGUCUGUUUCUGCUUUUACCUGCGUUUUACGGAUGUGGAUAUUGAUUUCCAAAUUGUAUAGUUAUUUACAUAAUACUUUAUCGACAUGUAAUUGUGUAAAGUUUAUAUGGAGUAUGUUAUAAUUGUUCCAGAAAAAACCUACCACUAGUCCAGCUAAGGCAGUAAAGGCUGUUCUAUAAUAUAGACAGCAUAUUGCCGUAUAGAUAUACAGAUUGCAUAUAUUUUCUGGUUAGGCCUGCUUUUGUUAUUCUUCCUCACUACAGAAGUGAUGAUUAUAUGAUCUUCAGUGUUAUUUUCAGACUUCUCCGAUGGGUCUGCUUCUAGUGUGUCAUCAUAUAUAGUUACCAUGGAAUCCGAAUUACGAACCACAAGGCUCCAGCUCCUUCAAGAAAUAGAAAAAAGGAAGGAUGCUGAAAAUACUCUGAAUAUGAUGAGCUGCCAGUGGCAAAGGAUCAGUAACAUUUUAUCUGAGGCAGGAUUAAAGCUUCCUUCACCAUCAUCGGUCAUUGGUGGUAUGGAACCUGACCCAAACUCAAUUGAAGACAUAUUACAAGAAAUAAUUGUGGCUAGGUUCGUUUCUCAAGCUGUUGGAAAAGGUCAAGCACGUGCUGAAGUUGAACUAGCUGUAGAGGCAAUCAUUGAAUCAAAGAGCCAGGAAAUCUCUCGUUUAAGAGACAGGUUAAUGUAUUAUGAGACUGCUAACCGCGAAAUGUCCGAGAGGAAUCAAGAAAUCCUUGGUAUGCUUUGUUUCUUCAAUUCUCCUUUGCUUAAUUAGUUGCCAGUGAUUGCAUUUUGAGAUCAAAGUGUGCUUUAUGUGCCUCUGUGUGUUUAGAGUGUGAGAAUGAGGUCGAGUAUAUGUGUGCAUGUAGUUAGAGUUAACUCACCCCAAAAGGAACGUCAAGAGAUUAGACCUCAUACAUAUAUCUGACAUAGAGCAGGGGGGUACUUGUAUGAUACAUUAAUUGAGAUAGAUAGGUGAGCCUAACUACUCAUAAGUUACGCCUAACUCAACUCAAAAAAGGACCCUCAAGGAACAUAGAUGAGCCUAACUUCUCAUAAGUUAAGCCUAACUCACCACAAAAAAGGACCCUCAGAUGAGGUGACACCUCAUACUUAUACGUAGUAUAUUAGACACAAAUUGGUUAUACAUCCACAAAGCAUAUCUAGAAGAAUUCAUUUUUCAUCUUCAUGCUCUAUGUCAUGCAGAUCUCAUAAUCAUUGUUAUUGUUUGCUGAUGUAAAUCAUGCAGUCGAUUUGUCCACAAAACAUAUCUAGAAGAAUUCAAUUUUUAUUAGAGAAAACAGUCAACUAAGCCCUCGAACUAUUUACGUUUUUGCAAUCAGGCCCCUGAACCGGAAGAAGUACAAAUACACCCCUCAACUCAUUGAAAAUCAAGCAAUCAGGUCCUUUUUUACCCGCUGGUGUCUCAUAAUACAAUGAUAUGUAGCUUCUCAUCUCUUUACUUGCAUCGGCAGGUAAAAAAGGACCUGAUUGUUUGAUUUUCAAUGAGUUGAGGGGUGGGUGUAUUUGUACUUCUUCCGGUUCAGGGGCUUGAUUGCAAAAACGCAAAUAGUUCGAGGGCUUAUUUGCCUGUUUUCUCUUUUCAUCGUCAUAUGUGAUGUCCCAAACUCUUCAUCCGACUAAGGCUUGGGUGUUGUUGAUGAUGUUCUAUGUAUUGCAGAUCUCAUAAUCAUUGUUCUUUUUUGCUGAUGUAAACCAUGCAGAUACUGCAAGGAAGCAACACCAAAGGCAGAUGACUCAGCAGAAGUUAUGGAGCUGUGUAGGACUUUCAGCCGUAGUUGGCAUUUCAGUGGCUGCCUACUUUUACCUGUCAAAACCAGGUCACCACCAACUCACAUCAAGAUCUGGACAUUCAACAGCAGGCGAUGUGUGACUCAGGUACUUGGAAUUAGAUUAGUGCAAGAGUUGUUCAGAUUUAUACAGUCAACCUCAUCCUGUUGUUGCUGCUGCUGCUGCUUUUUCACAGUUGGUAUAUUAAGUUGCUCACAACCAAUGAGGCUUGAUAUCAGUUUUGCGUGGCUAAUUGUUGAUGGUCUACAGCUAUAAUAUUGCAUUCGUUAAGCCCAUUUCUUUUAUUAUUAAGAUUGAGUGUGUAGAACGUAAACCAUCUCAACAAUUGAUUCGGUAUGGAUUACUGUUGUUACAGAAAUUAACCUAUAUAGUUGUAAAAACAAUAUGAAAUUCCAAAAUAUGAUUACUAUAUUUUUUACCAAAAUAGGACAGUAUUUUACUCCUAUUUAGGGGGAAAAUGUUGUUCUCAUAUUUUAGAAUUUUAUACUCCGUAUUGUUUUUUCUCCUAUUUUGGGAGACUUCCCAUUGCGCUUAUAAAGUUUGUUACAGAAUGGCUUGAAUAAACGUCAACUUCCCUUGGCUUCAA